This is a messenger RNA of Knipowitschia caucasica, 2304 nucleotides long. The record is from the annotation of a GenBank genome assembly. NCBI's taxonomy places the organism in Eukaryota, Metazoa, Chordata, Actinopteri, Gobiiformes, Gobiidae.
AUGCCAGGACCACCAAACAAAGAGACGCAGGACACGCAGUACAGUUGUCAGGUGUCUGUGGUCCAGGUGUCUGUGGUCCAGGUGUCUGUGGUCCAGGUGUCUGUGGUCCUGGUGUCUGUGGUCCAGGUGUCUGUGGUCCAGGUGUCUGUGGUCCAGGUGUCUGUGGUCCAGGUGUCUGUGGUCCAGGUGUCUGUGGUCCAGGUGUCUGUGGUCCAGGUGUCUGUGGUCCAAGUGUCUGUGGUCCAAGUGUCUGUGGUCCAGGUGUCUGUGGUCCUGGUGUCUGUGGUCCAGGUGUCUGUGGUCCAGGUGUCUGUGGUCCAGGUGUCUGUGGUCCAGGUGUCUGUGGUCCAGGUGUCUGUGGUCCAGGUGUCUGUGGUCCAGGUGUCUGUGGUCCAGGUGUCUGUGGUCCAGGUGUCUGUGGUCCAGGUGUCUGUGGUCCAGGUGUCUGUGGUCCAGGUGUCUGUGGUCCAGGUGUCUGUGGUCCAAGUGUCUGUGGUCCAGGUGUCUGUGGUCCAGGUGUCUGUGGUCCUGGUGUCUGUGGUCCAGGUGUCUGUGGUCCAGGUGUCUGUGGUCCUGGUGUCUGUGGUCCUGGUGUCUGUGGUCCUGGUGUCUGUGGUCCUGGUGUCUGUGGUCCAGGUGUCUGUGGUCCAGGUGUCUGUGGUCCAGGUGUCUGUGGUCCAGGUGUCUGUGGUCCAGGUGUCUGUGGUCCAGGUGUCUGUGGUCCAGGUGUCUGUGGUCCAGGUGUCUGUGGUCCAGGUGUCUGUGGUCCAGGUGUCUGUGGUCCAGGUGUCUGUGGUCCAAGUGUCUGUGGUCCAAGUGUCUGUGGUCCAAGUGUCUGUGGUCCAGGUGUCUGUGGUCCUGGUGUCUGUGGUCCAUGUGUCUGUGGUCCAGGUGUCUGUGGUCCAGGUGUCUGUGGUCCAGGUGUCUGUGGUCCAGGUGUCUGUGGUCCAAGUGUCUGUGGUCCAGGUGUCCAGUGUGUCUGUGGUCCAAGUGUCUGUGGUCCAGGUGUCUGUAGUCCAGGUGUCUGUGGUCCUGGUGUCUGUGGUCCAGGUGUCUGUGGUCCAGGUGUCUGUGGUCCAGGUGUCUGUGGUCCAGGUGUCUGUGGUCCAGGUGUCUGUGGUCCAGGUGUCUGUGGUCCAGGUGUCUGUGGUCCAGGUGUCUGUGGUCCAGGUGUCUGUGGUCCAGGUGUCUGUGGUCCAUGUGUCUGUGGUCCAGGUGUCUGUGGUCCAAGUGUCUGUGGUCCAGGUGUCUGUGGUCCAAGUGUCUGUGGUCCAGGUGUCUGUGGUCCAGGUGUCUGUGGUCCAGGUGUCUGUGGUCCAGGUGUCUGUGGUCCAGGUGUCUGUGGUCCUGGUGUCUGUGGUCCUGGUGUCUGUGGUCCUGGUGUCUGUGGUCCAGGUGCCUGUGGUCCAGGUGUCUGUGGUCCUGGUGUCUGUGGUCCAGGUGUCUGUGGUCCAGGUGUCUAUGGUCCAAGUGUCUUUGGUCCAAGUGUCUGUGGUCCAGGUGUCUGUGGUCCUGGUGUCUGUGGUCCAGGUGUCUGUGGUCCAGGUGUCUGUGGUCCAGGUGCCUGUGGUCCAGGUGUCUGUGGUCCUGGUGUCUGUGGUCCAGGUGUCUGUGGUCCAGGUGUCUGUGGUCCAGGUGUCUGUGGUCCUGGUGUCUGUGGUCCAGGUGUCUGUGGUCCAGGUGUCUGUGGUCCAGGUGCCUGUGGUCCAGGUGUCUGUGGUCCUGGUGUCUGUGGUCCAGGUGUCUGUGGUCCAGGUGUCUGUGGUCCUGGUGUCUGUGGUCCAGGUGUCUGUGGUCCAGGUGUCUGUGGUCCAGGUGUCUGUGGUCCUGGUGUCUGUGGUCCAGGUGUCUGUGGUCCAGGUGUCUGUGGUCCAAGUGUCUUUGGUCCAAGUGUCUGUGGUCCUGGUGUCUGUGGUCCUGGUGUCUGUGGUCCUGGUGUCUGUGGUCCUGGUGUCUGUGGUCCAGGUGUCUGUGGUCCAGGUGUCUUUGGUCCAAGUGUCUGUGGUCCAGGUGUCUGUGGUCCAGGUGUCUGUGGUCCAAGUGUCUGUGGUCCAGGUGUCUGUGGUCCAGGUGUCUGUGGUCCUGGUGUCUGUGGUCCAGGUGUCUGUGGUCCAGGUGUCUGUGGUCCAAGUGUCUUUGGUCCAAGUGUCUGUGGUCCUGGUGUCUGUGGUCCAAGUGUCUGUGGUCCAGGUGUCUGUGGUCCAAGUGUCUGUGGUCCAUGUGUCUGUGGUCCAGGUGUCUGUGGUCCAGGUGUCUGUGGUCCAUGUGUCUGUGGUCCAAGUGGACUCCCAGCCGUCUGUCUGA